Molecule: messenger RNA, 369 nt
Organism: Penicillium malachiteum
Lineage: Eukaryota; Fungi; Ascomycota; Eurotiomycetes; Eurotiales; Aspergillaceae
Exons: 2
Coding region: 1-369 (122 amino acids)
Source: RefSeq, a predicted model, not a curated record
AUGAGAGCAGAACAUGACUCCUACCAUGCUAAGGAGGGACCAGAGCGCACAAAAAUCCGGGACAGGGUGAAUACUCUUAAGACGACCCCAGUGGGGAGAAAACACUUCCCUGAGGAAUCGCAUCGGGAUAGUCUUGAGGAAGGGAAGCUUCUGUCAGGUGAAGGUCGUUGGAUGGCAAACAUAGAGGUACAAGGCCGUGCGUGGCUUUCUGACAAGUACCCUAAUGGCUACACUGAACGUGGCCAAAGAACACAUGUCGAUCAGACGAACGAGAAAAUGAGAAAUGCUGCAGCCUAUGGAGCCGAUAUGAGGGAGUUUGAUACUAAAUUGCCGGCAUGGAACAGACAGAGGCAGAAGCGAGGGCUUUGA